UAUGUUAAUGUCGGGACGCCCGCCAGCCAAUCAGAGGCCGCCCUGCCGGGCACGUGGUCCCCGCGGGCGCCGCUUCGGAGGCGGCGCCACGGCUCGAGCUGGACUUAAAUCCAGGGAGCCGGACGGAGCGACUUCAGUACUGGGAGAGCUGGAGGGAGAGUGAGGCGGCGGACAGGCAGGGGGGGUGGCGGCGCUGUGUAGUUUUAUUGUUUUUCCUUAAAAACUUAAUAGACGUAAAAAUUAUAGGAGAACCAAUAAAGAAAGACCACCACCACCACCAACAACUGUCCCUUGCAAAUCUCUAACUAACCCCCCUCCCCCCACCCCCCCCAGAGUCAGAGGUAUCUUUAAAAUAAUUAAGGGGUUCUCAACAGUCACUGAACACUCUUUCAAACAGUGUGUAGGAUUUCAUAACUACCGAAGCAGCGGGCGGGGCGGCGAACAAAAAAAAAAAAGAUUUUUUUUUUUUCCUCCUUCUCACUGGGGCGGCAUGUACCGACAGUGAGCCCAUGCAGGACGUGUCAUCGCCUCCUACACAAUGCCCGUUCUGCUAUUCCUGAUAGACACGUCCGCUUCCAUGAACCAGCGCACCCAUCUGGGUACUUCCUAUCUGGACACUGCUAAAGGCGCUGUUGAGACUUUCAUGAAGCUCAGAUCCCGGGAUCCGGCGAGCCGAGGCGACAGGUACAUGCUGCUGUCCUUCGAAGAAGCGGCCAGCGGGAUCAAGGCUGGAUGGAAAGAAAACCAUGCAACGUUUAUGAGUGAGCUGAAGAACUUGCAGGCAGUUGGACUCACAACUCUCGGUCAUUCGUUAAGGACAGCUUUUGAUUUACUAAAUCUCAAUAGAUUAGUUACUGGAAUAGACAACUAUGGACAGGGAAGGAAUCCGUUUUUCUUGGAGCCGGCGAUUAUAGUCACAAUCACAGAUGGGAAUAAGCUGACCAGCAGCAGUGGAGUUCAGGAAGAGCUUCAUCUGCCCCUCAACACGCCGCUCCCCGGCAGCGAGCUGACCCAGGAGCCCUUCCGCUGGGACCAGCGCCUCUUUGCGCUGGUCCUGAGGAUCCCCGGGAUCGCAGCCCCGGAGCCCGAGGCCGCAGCAGGGGUACCGCAGGAUGACUCCGCCAUCACCCCCAUGUGCGAGGUGACGGGAGGUCGUUCCUACAGUGUGUGCUCCCAGAGAAUGUUGAACCAAUGCCUGGAAUCACUGGUACAAAAAAUUCAGAGUGGGGUGGUGAUAAAUUUUGAGAAGACGGGGUCAGAUCCUCCACCUGUAGAAGAUGCACCUGUUGAUGCUGGGAUCCCCGGGCCUCAGCCAUGGCACUGCUGCCACAAACUGAUUUAUGUGCGCCCCAACCCCAAAACAGGAGUCCCCAUUGGCCACUGGCCAAUUCCUGAGGCCUUCUGGCCCGAUCAGAACUCUCCCACUCUGCCGCCCCGCUCGGCCCACCCCCAGGUGCACUUCUCCUGCGUGGACUCGGAGCUCAUGGUCAUCGACAAGCUGCCCUUCGACAAGUACGAGCUGGAGCCCUCCCCCCUCACGCAGUUCAUCCUGGAGAGGAAGUCCCCCCACACCUGCUGGCAGGUGUUCGUCUGCAAUAGUGCCAAAUACAGUGACCUGGGUUAUCCGUUCGGCUACCUGAAAGCUAGCACAGCCCUGAACUGUGUGAAUCUCUUCGUCAUGCCCUACAACUACCCUGUGCUCCUGCCGCUGCUGGAUGAUUUGUUCAAAGUGCAUAAGUUGAAGCCCACUUUGAAAUGGCGACAGUCAUUUGAAAACUACUUAAAGACCAUGCCUCCAUAUUAUAUUGGGCCUCUGAAGAAAGCUCUCCGGAUGAUGGGGGCACCUAACCUGAUAGCUGAAAACAUGGAGUACGGUCUGAGUUACAGUGUUGUUUCAUACCUCAAAAAGCUGAGUCACCAGGCCAAGGUAGAGUCAGACCGCGUAAUUGCAUCCUUGGGCAAGAAGGUGGUGCCGGACAUGGGGGUGAAGGUGAGGGUCCGCCCCACCCCUCUCUCCCUGGCACAGCGCAAGGAUUUCCAACAGAUCCUGCAGGGCGUCACCGGAGACGCCCCCUUCUGCCCCCUGGCGCUCAACCCCAAGGAAUUCGCCGGCUUCCACAUUGGCAUCCUCCACAAGGAUGUUAAGCCCCAGAGCUUCCGGAACCCCUAUGACAUACCCAGAAGACACCUUCUUGACCAGCUGAGCAGAAUGAGGAAAAACCUGUUGAAAGCGACACACUGCUGCUUAAGGGGACAAGACGAAGAUCAAUUGCACAGCAUUGCCAUUGCACAGAUGGGCAACUACCAGGACUUCCUGAAGAACUUGCCUUCUCCCCUGCGUGAGGUCGACCCCGACCAGCCCAGACGCCUGCACACGUUUGGCAACCCUUUCAAGUUGGACAAGAAGGCCAUGAUGAUUGACGAGACGGACGAGUUCAUCACGGGGACCCAGAAUAAGAGCAAGCGCCCAGGGGACCCCAGCUUGCAGGGCACUCCCAAGAGGAGGAGGUGCAUGUCCCCGCUCCUGAGGUCCGGGCACCUCCAGGGUCCCCUAAAUACCAGCAACCACACUGUGGAAAAGGACCCCUCUGCACCCCUCAGCCCUGUACCCUCUCCACCUGCCAACCUCACCAGGCCCACACCAGUGCCCAGAGCUCCUGAAAAAAGCUACCAGGUGCCUGUUGAGAAUGAUAUUUUUGGAAACCACAUGGGUGACCAUUACAACGUGGAGAGGGAACCCGUCUCGGACUCGGAUGGAUCCUGUUUUCAGUACAGUCAAGGCCCGGUCAAUCAGAGGAACCAUGUGGGAGAGGAUGACCAUUCGAGUCUGAGCAAGCUGUCUGAGGACAGCACGGAGGAGGAGCCCAGCCCUGAGGAUACAGUGUGCAGCUCCUCCCCUGGCCCUCUGAAGAGAUUAAGGCACACCCAGGGACAGGAGGUCAAUGCAGAGCUCAAAGCACUCAUUACCAGGGAGAUCAGGAAGCCAGGCAGGCGUUAUGAUAGAAUCUUCUAUUUCCUGAAGCAAGUCCAAGGAACUUUAAAUACAAGGCUGGUAUUCCUACAGAAUAUUAUCAAAGAAGCAGCAAGGUUUAAGAAGCGGGUGCUAAUCGAGCAGCUGGAACAGUUUUUAGAAGAAAUCCACGUCCGCUACAGCCAGAUAAACCACGUGGAUGGCUUGUGAGAAGCUCCUUGGUUCAUUUUCCUAACAAAAUUCAGCUGGGGGAUCCCGGAGGACCAGUAGCUGCUGUAAAAACACCUUUGAGGCGAUAUUUUUUUUCACAGAAAUAUGCACGCCGACAAUGUGAGGCUGACCAGCACUAAAUGGGAGAGGAGGAAGAAAUGUGAGAAAAACACAAAGAACAAGUCUUUUUUCCAGACUGUGCUUUGUGUUUUGCUUAUUUAGAAUGGCUAAUGGCACAUGAAAACCUAGGUGACUUUGUGUCGGUCCAUUUUUAAUCCUGUUUGGGUUUUGAACUGUGAAGAACAUGCUGGUCUCAGUGAUAAAUGAUACCCCUUUCCAUUCUGAUAUUGCUCUUAUAGAGCUUUUAAACUAAAACUGCCAAACAAAGCAACUUGAAUGCCCUUUAAUUUAUAGGAACGUAAUUGUCUUUACAACAUAUUUAAUUUGGUUCAAAAACUGUAAAGACAUCUGGAAAAGUGACUUGACACUGAAGCAGUCUAGAUGAGCUCUGAGCUGUUCCAUAAAUGGAAGAGGAGUUGUCCUCAGUUCAUGUCUUUGAAUCCCUCUAACGCAAUCUAGUCAAAGCAACAGGGUGUGCAGUUCUUGCAAGGCCGCACUGUUACAGAAUGAUUAUGGUCCCCUCCUGAAUCCCCAGGGCAUGAGAUGUGGCGAUAAUUGACUGUCCCUCAGGAUUUAAUUACAUUAGCCACACAGUUAAUCCCUCACUUUGUGGGUACCAGUCUUUGCCAUAAUGAUAUACUUUAUAAUUUAAAGGUAAUAAACAUGUUGUAAGAUUAAAGUAUUUUGAAUACAAUGUAUAGAUGUAAAUAGUCAAAGUUUGAGAACUAUUUAAAGAAAAAGCUGUGAAGAAGGGGGCCUUUUGUAAACAUCAACUUCAAUAAAGUUUGUUUUAUACUAUGGAUGGCUGCUGUGAAAGCCAAAAUAAAAUGAGCAGUUUGCUCUAAAAUGCCA
Molecule: messenger RNA, 4153 nt
Organism: Lepisosteus oculatus (spotted gar)
Lineage: Eukaryota; Metazoa; Chordata; Actinopteri; Semionotiformes; Lepisosteidae
Gene: ints6
Product: integrator complex subunit 6
Biological process (GO): snRNA 3'-end processing
Cellular component (GO): integrator complex
Source: RefSeq, a predicted model, not a curated record